CGCCGCCUUCACCAUUUCACCGGCUCUUUCAGGUGCUUCCAUCCCACUCGGCGGCAGCGUCGUGACGACGGGACCGAUUCCCACGAGGCAGGUUUACGGCGACCCCGUCGACCCGCCGCGGCAAGACACCACGGAGCGGACGCGGCGCCGCACCGCACCGCACCGCACCGGGAGGCGGGAUGACGCCGUGAAGGAGCCGCCUGCACCGGCGGCAUGCGCGGUGUUUUCGCAAAGGCGCUUUGUGCGUCGUUAAUCCGCUCUGAUGUCACGACGCAGAAGGAGGGGCCGCUGAGCGCACCGCUCUAAUCCCGAGUCAAGUUGUCUGGAGGGUCGAGCCGAGCCAAACCGAGCCGAGCCAAAGCGAGCAAGGCACGAAAUACUAUCGGCGCGAUGUGCGCUGCAGCAGCAGCAGCAGCAGCAGCCGCCGCCGGACGCGGGCCUCUCCUCCCCUGACGCGCAGGCUAUGCUAUGAGCGGGGUUUUCUUGGAGACAAGAGGAGCAUGUUCUGAAGCUUGGAGUCGGACCACACCCCAGCCAUGAGCCACAGGUAUCAGGGAGAGCCAUGCAGGGAAGCGGGCGAGGAGCACAAAGGGCCUCCUAGGAGCAGGCAGACCAACGGGACGUCACCCGGGGAACCUCCUGUACGCCGGUCCUGGAGGCCGUGUCAGAUGGUCAAUCAGGAUGGAGAACUCGAUCCCCAUCACCACCAUCAACACCAUCAUCAGCCUUCUCACAGACACCACGCGCCCCCGAGUCACGGACCCCCUCGGCAUCGCAGGCGGUCCUCAUCAGGGCAGAGCCCCGGCCUGGUGGCUGCUUCCAGCCCCGAUGGCGGCGACAGUCGAGACGCCGAGGCUCAUCCUGUCCCGCAACCCCGCACUGCCGUCACCCGUUACCGCCGCCAUGGCGACCCUAACCCCAGGCCCAGAGGUCACAGACAAAGGCAGCCCGUCAGAGCGAUGCAAGACUCUUCACCUGGUGUGGAUGAGCAGGCGGCAACGCAACGCACCCCUGAUAAUUCUGUAACCGACCAAUUGCAGGACGAGGGAUCCCCUCGCCAGAGUCCUGCUGCAGUCGUCACCCCUACAGAGCUCUCCCCCGGUCCUGCAACUAAUAAAAUGCCACUUCACCCGCAACAUGCUCCUACAGCUUCGGCAGAAGAGGACCUCCAGGAGCUUAAAGUGGAGUGUGAAGUGGAAUUGGAGGCAGUUGAGGAGAGGCAUGAAGAUCGAGAACGGACUGAGGAGGACGGAGACCACUGCUCAACCGCAGGUCACUCCAGCUGCAGCCACAAUGACCUGCAGGCAGGCGAUGACAAAGCAGAGGAACAUGCAGAGAAGGACGAGGAGGUUCCGGAAGGAGUGUUGGACGACGUAGCGGAGGAUGUUGCAGCUCAGGGAAGUGAAUUCACAGAUCUCUGUUCCGACACAGAGAGCGCUGCUUCGCUCAGUUUGGACGGACCUCUCCACAGCCCGCCGCCACUGCACUCACCAACCCCUCCUUCGUCCCCGGAUGUUCCACCUUUCCCUCAGCUCGACCACCUCAGCGAGGACACCAGUUUGAGUCCUCUACCCGACAAUGACCUGCUACCGGAAGAUGAGGACGAGGAUGAAGAUGAGGAUUGCUCCGAGUCGUUCACUUCCUGCGCCGACUCUUAUCCUAAAACCUAUGCAGACUUUUAUACAGAGUCCCACCAAAAGUCGUACCCAGAGCCCGUCUACGAGUCGUACUCUGAACCAAAAUGCCAUCCCAACUCUUUCCCUGAGCCCCUUAAGACCUCGUACCCCGAGUUACACAGAGAACCUCGCAGGCCAGCUGGCUGGAGGAUGGAGUCCAACGAUGUCCAGCAGGAGCCUUUUAGGAGCCACGGCCAGGAGGAUGUGCAACAAGGGGCUCCAUCCACCAAGGGCCCCCAUUGCGCCCCUAGGCAGGGCAGGGGCCGAGGCCCACACCACUCCCCUCUCAACCGCUCCGUUGGCUGCCGGCUGCACCACUACGACGGCCAGUCUGACGGCGAGGGGGAAAGUCCCGCCCCCAGGAGUCGCGGUCAGCUGCCCAGGCGAGCAGAAGCUCCGGCCAAGAGCCCCUCGUCUGGACAGACGGGCUCAGGAGAGGCCCCGGAGGAGCGCAACGUGGAGGGGCUUCAGGGGGAAAAGGGUACGAGGGGCUCGGGGGACGCCAUCGUCCUGGCGAUCAAAGACAUCAAGGAGGCGAUUGAGGAGGUAAAGAUAAAGGCCGUGCGCUCCCCCUACACACCGGACAAGCCCGCGGAGCCGAUUUGGGUGAUGAGGCAGGAGGCGAGCCCCGUGGAGGAGGUGUGUCCACUGCAGCCUACAGCUGCUCAUUCUUCUCCUCACUCCCCGGCUCAGUCGGUGUCCGAGUCUCCCCCCCGCUAUGCAUCACUUCCAGUUCGGGGGCCGGUCAGUCCGCUGCGAACCGAGUCACUCGGAGCGCAUCAUCCUCAGCAUUUCCACCAACCGCAGCCCCAACUCAACCAUCACCACCACCAGGGCCACCAUUCACAGCAGAGGGACCCGGCGAGGCCGGCGCACACAUAUGCCGCACCGCAACCCCUACCCCUUAAUCAGCAUCAGCAACGUCAACACCAGAAUCAACAUCAACAGCUGCUAGCUCAGCGGGCGCGACCGCAAGGCCAGCCGCAGUCUCCUCCGCAGCAGCCGACUCUCCAAGAACUUCGCAGAUCUCUUCCUCCAUUUCCAACAUUUGUUGACGUCCCGGGACCAUGCGACCCAGAGGACCUCAUUGACGGCAUCAUCUUUGCAGCGACCUACCUGGGCUGCACCCACCUGCUGUCAGAAAGGACGCCCUCAAAGAGCGCCCGCAUGCAGCAGGCGCAGGAGGCUAUGAGCAGAGUCCGGGCCGCCCAGAAGCAGGCGAAGAACAGGAAAAGGAGCCCCGACAGCGAGGCUCCGGCCACCGCCGAGGUCGAUCUGUUUAUGUCCACGCAGAGGAUCAAAGUCCUCAAUGCAGACACUCAGGAGUCCUUGAUGGACCUGCCACUGAGGACGAUCUCCUACAUCGCGGACAUCGGUAACAUGGUGGUGCUGAUGGCCCGGGGGAAGAUGGUGCGCUCCCGCAGCGCACAGGACAACUUGGACCACGCAGCGGAGCAAACCACCAUGACGCACGACGACAGGCGGCUGUACAGGAUGAUCUGCCAUGUCUUCGAGUCCGAGGAUGCUCAGCUCAUAGCUCAGUCCAUCGGCCAGUCCUUCAGCGUCGCCUACCAGGAGUUCCUCAGGGCCAACGGCAUCGACCCCGAAGACCUGAGCCAGAGGGAGUACAGCGACCUGCUCAACACUCAGGACAUGUACAACGACGACCUCAUCCACUUCUCCAAGUCGGAGAACUGCAAGGAUGUUUACAUUGAGAAGCAGAAAGGAGAGAUUCUGGGUGUGGUGAUAGUCGAGUCGGGCUGGGGGUCCAUCCUCCCCACCGUCAUCAUUGCCAGCAUGAUGCAUGCUGGGCCGGCGGAGAAGUCCAGUCGACUCCACAUUGGAGACCAGAUCAUGACCAUCAAUGGGACGAGUCUGGUGGGUCUACCGCUCAGCACCUGCCAGAGCAUCAUCAAGGGUCUGAAGUCUCAGUCCAGGAUCAAGAUGAACAUAGUCAGGUGUCCUCCUGUCACCAUGGUGCUCAUCCGCAGGCCGGACCUCAGAUACCAGCUGGGCUUCAGCGUCCAGAACGGCAUCAUCUGCAGCCUGAUGAGGGGGGGCAUCGCGGAGAGGGGAGGAGUCCGCGUCGGUCACCGCAUCAUCGAGAUCAACAGCCAGAGCGUGGUGGCGACGCCCCACGAGAAGAUCGUCCAGAUCCUGUCCAACGCCAUGGGAGAGAUCCACAUGAAGACGAUGCCGGCAGCCAUGUACCGUCUGCUCACCGCCCAGGAGCAGCCGGUCUACAUCUGAACCAACACGUCCCCUCACGCGUCCCGCUUUCAGUUGUUUGAUUGUUGUUUGUUUUCACUUGACUUGCCUUAAUCUGUACAGUACACUGUCAUGGAAAUCUACAGUGUGGCAGCAGAACAGAUUAUCUCACCUGGCCGAGUGUUAAUGUGACGUGUUAUGUUUGACCAAAGAGAAGUAGUGGAUCUUAUUGUGUGUAAUUUAAGUUUCAAGCAGAGUAAAUAAUACCUUUUCGGUUUAAUAGCUGUACUAUCUGAAUGUACUCAUGUCGGACCUAUAAAUAAUCAGGGCAACCCAGAUACAUUUUAAACGGAAGUAUUCAAGUUAGAAAGGGGAAUGCAUGUACAAUAAACUAAUGAAACGAU
Pungitius pungitius (ninespine stickleback) is the source of this 4288-nucleotide messenger RNA. Its product is annotated as amyloid-beta A4 precursor protein-binding family A member 1-like. Gene Ontology annotation, cellular component: dendritic spine; cytoplasm; plasma membrane. Lineage: Eukaryota; Metazoa; Chordata; Actinopteri; Perciformes; Gasterosteidae. The transcript has 13 exons. Bases 537 to 3926 code for a protein of 1129 amino acids. The record is from RefSeq and is a predicted model, not a curated record. Gene Ontology annotation, biological process: chemical synaptic transmission. Gene Ontology annotation, molecular function: protein binding; amyloid-beta binding.